This is a messenger RNA of Ricinus communis (castor bean), 1175 nucleotides long. Its product is annotated as putative RNA methyltransferase At5g10620. The coding region runs from base 201 to 764 and encodes 187 amino acids. Gene Ontology annotation, biological process: rRNA processing. The record is from RefSeq and is a predicted model, not a curated record. The transcript has 8 exons. Lineage: Eukaryota; Viridiplantae; Streptophyta; Magnoliopsida; Malpighiales; Euphorbiaceae. Gene Ontology annotation, molecular function: methyltransferase activity.
AUGGGCCUUUUUGUCAGUUAAACAGGCCCAACAAAAUAUACGGCAUAUCGGUGUUUCUGCUAGUGCCGUGACUUGUCGUCCUCUUCUUUUAACUGAAUAGCGAUAGAAGUAUUGAGUUUGGGUUCUUAAUAUCUGGAAAGCGGUCGGAAUAGAUAUCUAAAGCUCUGGCACACCUUGUGAUUCGACUGUCAUUUUAAGAGAUGCCAAUCUCAACCUGCACCAAUUACUCUUCUUCCGCUCCUCCAGCUCCACGUUCAGGCUGGCAAUGUAAAUACUCUGGUCAAGCAGUGAGAACGCUGCCCAUAAGGAUAAUCACUGUUGGAAAAAAGCGAUCUCCCGGGGUACAAUUAUUAGUAGAUGAGUAUAUCGGCAAGCUCAAACACUAUUGCUCUGUUGAUGAUAUACAACUCCGCUCUAAUCCUAGAAAUGCACGUGAUGUGAGGGCUCAAGUUGAUGAUGAAGACAUGGCAGCCAUGAACCUUAUGAAGUCUGAUGAUUGGGUCGUGAUGUUGGAUGAACAUGGACUAGAUAUUCGGUCUGAACAGAUGGCUGAGUUGGUUGCAGAAGCAGGGAAUACUGGAGCUUCAAGGUUAUCAUUUUGUAUCGGUGGUCCUUAUGGUCAUGGACAACGAAUCCGAACACGGGCUAAUAAAUCAAUCAGAUUAUCUUCUAUGGUUUUGAAUCAUCAGAUUGCAUUGGUUGUCCUUGUUGAACAACUAUAUAGGUCAUGGACUAUUCUGAAAGGACAAAAUUAUCAUCAUUAAUUGAUGCUGUCUGUGGUAAUGUUAUUUUGAAUUGUGGCAUAUGGGCAGUAGGAGUUAAUGCCCUAGAAUUAUACCAUCAAUUUACCCAGCUUCCUUUAAUAUCAUUUGUUUGCAAGGCAUUAUUGAGGAGGAGGUAGGGAAGAAACUCUCAAGUAGAAACUUGUUGCCUGGACCAAAAGGUGCUUGAAGACAAAUUGAGAAGUGUGAUAAUACAUGAUUCCGGGAUCAUCAAAAUGCACAGCCAAUGCUCAUGAUAUAAUUUUGACGAAUUGCAGUGCUUGUGCCAAUGCUAUAAUUUCAUGAGGCUCAGAUUCAUAAUUCUGAAUGCAGAAUGUUUUUUCUUCCAUAUCUUUUUUUUUAUGUAAAUUCGAAGCUGUUUUGCUGUCGUUACUUGCCUGCCUCUUUUCCAUA